UCAAAACUCGCUGCAAGUUGAGCUUAGAUUACCAGAAAAGAAGGGAAAAACAUCAGCAAAAGACACGAGAAUAGCCAUUCCUCGUACCAACUAACAAGUAUUUUGCACAUAACAACCUUAUUAUAUAUUUCCCUGUUUAUCCCAAACAAUCCAAAAGCUAAACCACGAUGCUUCAAUCUCUGACUCUCAUUCCCAAAUUGGCGAAGAACCCACCUCUCAAAGCUCUCUCCCUCUUCAACUCUUCAAUCCUCCAAGGUCUUCAACACACCCCUGAAUCCAUAUCCUUCACUCUACACAUUCUUCUUUCUUCCAACUUGCGCUUUCAUUCUCAGUCCCUUCUCCUCCAAAUCAUCUCUGGUAGAAUCUCCUCCCCUUUCUUCACUCCUUCGUCUCUAUUCCACUAUUUAACUCAACACUGUUUUAGUCCCAACUCGAUGAAUCAAAUCCGUCUGUAUGAAUCCAUUAUCAACGCCCAUGUUCAAUCCCAGUUACCUGAUCAAGCCAUUUAUUAUUUCAAUCAAAUGGUAGACAAAAACUUUGUGGUUGGACCCAAUACUUUCAAUGGCAUAAUGGAUUUCCUUAUAAAAUUUUAUUGUUUUGAGAAAGCUUGGACCCUAUUUCAAGAAUCCAAGGGGAGGGUUAAGUUGGAUGUUUAUAGUUUUGGGAUACUGAUCAAAGGGUGUUGCGAGGCAGGGGAUUUAGGCAAAAGUUUUGAGCUUUUAGAUCAGAUUGAAGAGUUGGGUUUGGCUCCAAAUGUUGUUAUAUAUACUACUUUGAUUGAUGGGUGCUGUAAAAAUGGUGACUUGGAGCAGGCAAAGCUGUUGUUUGCCAAAAUGGAGGAGCUUGGUUUGGUUCCUAAUGAAUAUACAUACACGGUUUUAAUCAAUGGGUUGUUUAAAAGGGGACUUGAAAAUGAUGGGUUAGAGCUAUAUGAGAAGAUGCAGCGUAAAGGGGUAAUUCCUAGUUUAUAUACUUACAAUUCAGUGAUGAAAGUGUACUGCAGUGAAGGAAAAGUAGGUAAAGCUUUCGAAAUGUUCGAUGAAAUGCGUGAAAGAGGAGUAGCAUGUAAUGUUGUUACGUACAAUAUAUUGAUUGGUGGGUUGUGUAGAGAGAAAAGGUUAAGGGAGGCUGAAAAAUUAGUGGAUCAAAUGAAGAGGACUGGUUUAAGUCCGAAUUUGAUUACAUAUAAUUCGCUCAUAGAUGGUUUUUGUAAUGUUGGAAAGUUGGAGAAGGCUAGGUAUUUAUUUGGUCAAUUGAAAACCAAGGGUCAAUCUCCAUCUUUGGUGACUUACAACAUUCUUAUUUCGGCGUUCUCUAGAGCGAAAGACUCGACAACAAUCGCUAAGUUGGUCAAGGAAAUGGAGGAGAGAGGGAUAAGACCUUCUAAAGUAACGUAUACAAUUGUAAUUGAUGCAUUCAUUAGAUCAAAAAACACAGAGAAAGCAUUUGAGUUAUAUUUGUUCAUGCAGAAGGCCGGUUUGGGUCCGGAUGUUUACACGUACGGUGUCUUGAUCCACGGGUUGUGCAUAAAGGGAAACAUGAAGGAUGCAUGGAAACUAUUUACAUCAAUGGAUGAAAUGCAGUUGAAGCCUAAUGAUGUGAUAUACAACACGAUGGUUCACGGGUAUUGCAAACAAGGUAGCUCCUAUAGAGCCCUGAGGCUGCUUCAAGAAAUGAAAGAGAAAAGGCUGGUUCCUAAUGUAGCUAGCUACAACUCUACUAUUGGAGUUCUUUGCAAGGAUGGGAAAUGGCAAGAGGCUGAGGCUUUAGUGACUGAGAUGGUUGAAUCAGGUUUUAAACCUACAGUCUCCAUAUAUAAUCUAAUCUCUGAAAUAAAAAACAAUACAUAGUUGAAGGUUUCGAGCACACAAUUAAGUUAAAUGUGGAUGCCUGAUGGCUUAAAUUGAUAAAACUGAGCUUUCAUUGUGUGAAGGAAGAUAAUAGAAACUCCUGGAUGAGAUAUAUUUUGAAGGAAAAGGAAAUGCAGGAUGCUGUGAAUAAAAUGAGACCAAAAAUGAUAGCUCAAUGGCUACGAGUUCUGAAGGAGGAGAGAUGAGAUAUACAAGCAGUUCAUUCAGGGGUAUUUGCUCCAUUUCUUUGUAAGCUUCAACCACUUUCUCUAUUAACUGUUCAUUCACUCCAUUGUUGUCGAAAAGAUCCUCUAGAUUGAUUGGUUGAUGAUAUGAUUACAGCCCUUUACUUCCCAUAUUGCAAAUUCAAGGCCAACAGCUAAUUUAGAGUCUGAUUGAAUGGUGCAAAUGAAAGUAAUAUAGAACCUCUAGAUUGAACUUCUGAAUUAUAAUUUGCCACUAUACAUCUCUAAGCAAGUAGUUGAAGAUUUGUGUUGGGAGAUGAAGAAGACAGUGAUGAAGAAAGGGUUUGAGGAUUUUUAUUUAAAAUUCAUGAUUUUUUUAUAUUUUUUAAUUUCAGGUCUUUAAUUUAUGCAAUUUUAUGUUACUUUAGGAUAAAGAAAAGUUUAUUUAUUUUCUAAAAUAUUUUUGAUCCGACAAUUUUUAUGGAAGUCUCUAGCUUUUUUUUCUC
This is a messenger RNA of Gossypium raimondii (Peruvian cotton), 2541 nucleotides long. RefSeq names its product pentatricopeptide repeat-containing protein At4g11690. The record is from RefSeq and is a predicted model, not a curated record. NCBI's taxonomy places the organism in Eukaryota, Viridiplantae, Streptophyta, Magnoliopsida, Malvales, Malvaceae. Gene Ontology annotation, molecular function: protein binding. The coding region runs from base 168 to 1850 and encodes 560 amino acids. The transcript has a single exon.